Cottoperca gobio is the source of this 966-nucleotide messenger RNA. RefSeq lists its product as uncharacterized. The transcript has 2 exons. The record is from RefSeq and is a predicted model, not a curated record. Lineage: Eukaryota; Metazoa; Chordata; Actinopteri; Perciformes; Bovichtidae. The coding region runs from base 1 to 966 and encodes 321 amino acids.
AUGAAGGUUCACCCCAUUUUCCAUGUGACGCGGGUCAAACCAGUUAAGGAGAGUCCGCUGGUUCCCACAACCAAGCCCUCUCCUCCCCCCCAGUUCUUUGAGGGAGGGGACGUUUACACUGUUAAACGUCUCCUAGCGGCCAGACGGAAAGGCAGGGGUUACCAAUAUCUGGUGGACUGGGAAAGGUAUGGUCCUGAGGAGACACAGUGGGUAUCCACAAAGAACAUUGUGGACCAGACCCUCAUCCAGGACUUCCAUUGUCAGCAUCCCGAGGUUCCUGGGACGUCAGUUAUACUUGGCCCUAAAUGCCUCCGAAACGCAUUUUCUAAUGAUAUAGAAGCUCUGGAUGGCAUUAAUUUGGCCUCCAGCACAAAUGUAAGGAAUCUUGGAGUCAUCUUUGAUCAAGAUCUGUCGUUUAACUCCCACAUAAACCAAAUCUCAAGGACUGCCUUCUUUCAUCUACAUAACAUUGCAAAAAUAAGACACAUCCUGUCUCAAAAUGAUGCAGAAAAACUAGUCCAUGCAUUUGUUAUUUCAACGCUGGAUUACUGCAACUCAUUGUUAUCAACUCUUCAGUUGAUCCAAAAUGCAGUGGCACGUGUAUUGACAAGAACAAGGAAACGGGAUCAUAUUACUCCUGUAUUAGCUGCUCUGCACUGGCUCCCGGUAAAAUACAGAAUAGAAUUCAAAAUCCUUCUCCUGACUUACAAAGCAAUUAAUGGUCAGGCUCCAGCAUAUUUUAAAGAUCUCAUAGUACCUUAUAAACCAACUAGAGCAUUGCGCUCCCAGACUGCUGGGUUACUUGUGGUUCCUAGAGUAUCUAAGAGUACAAUGGGAGCCAGAGCCUUCAGCUAUCAAGCUCCUCUCCAGUGGAACCAGCUUCCAGUUUGUGUUCGGGAGGCAGACACACUCUCCACAUUUAAGAGUAGGCUAAAGAUUUUCCUUUUUUAUAAAGCUUAUAGUUAG